CACCCGAGGACAGCCCCAACACCGACGGUAUCCACGUCACCAGCACAAAAUAUAUUCGAAUAUCGGGAUGCACCAUUGGAACUGGUGAUGAUUGUAUAUCGAUUGUUAGUGGCUCAAAAAACGUUAAGGCAAGAGAUAUUACUUGUGGCCCAGGGCACGGGAUCAGGCUUCUCAAUUCUUCAAUCCUUAUCUUCAAUUUCAACUCCUAGAUUUCCGUCGAAGAAGAAGCUGAAUCGUCAAUUACCUCAAGGCACUGAUUCCUCCUCCAAUGGCGUCUUCUACCUCUAGAUUUAUCGCUGACGUUCUGCUCAUCGUCAUCCUGAACCAAUCCGACUCCGUCUCCGCCGUCCAGACGCGAGAGAUGGACUCGAUAUUAACAGCUCUGAGAAGCAACGGCUACGGUCUAUUCAGCAACGCCAUUAUCACCUCCGACCUCUGGUACGAUCUCGUCGACGGCAGAGAAGCUGCUCUCGCGGUCUUCGCCCCGACCGAUUCAUCUCUCUUUGCGCUGGACAUGGUGAAUUCGGCGUUCAAUUACACCGCCACUCUGCGCUGCCACGUCGUCCCCCACCGUCUCUCUGUCCGCGGCCUCAAUAGGAUCCGUCCUGAUUCAUCUCUCCGCACUCUAGCCGCCGAUCAUGAUCUCCGCGUAGAGAGCCGUCGCUCUACACCUGAUGUACUGGUGCGGCAGCCGGAAACUCCUAGGAGUGAACCGCCAGGCGGUUACUCAAACGGAAUAUCCUUGGGAAUCCAAUCUCACCAUCGCCAAAUCCAAUUCCCCUGUCUCACAUCGCUUAAAAAAAGGCAGUGGCAAUCCACGAAUUUUUCCAUUGAUAAUUCAUCAAUGGAUGUCAAUCCGAGUGGAGAAAGCUUCAAUUUGACGCCAUCUCCGUCUAUUGAUCUCUCCAAAUCAGGUUUCAUCACAGAUUGAAUAGAAUUCACAUAUUCAUCAUUUUGACUUUGCCAUCUCUGUUUCAUCUUCAUCAUAACUGAUCCUCAUUCAUCUUCUGUUCAUUAUAUUGGUUCUCAAAUUGAGUAUCCAACUUCAUUUUCAUUCUCAUGAUUGGAAUGUUUAGUUUCAGUCAUUCUUUCACUUCUGUAAAUUCAAAAGUUUCAUCAUUAUUCAAUUUCACUCAAUCGGUUUGAUUGAGUUUCACUCGUAUCGUUUUGAUCGAGUUUCACUUUCAUCAUCAUCCGGUUUCCGGUUGAUUUCAUCAAUUGCUUUUGUCAAUUGGUUUCAUUUCAUCAUUUGAUGUUUUCAUUUGAAUUCAUCAAUUGAUUUGUCAUCUCAUCUUCAUCAUCGGUUGUGUAUGGUUCACUUCUCUGAUUAUUCUGGAGAACCAUGGCAGCCAUCACUAUCACCUCUUGUCUUCAAAUUUUAUCUUUGGACAUGGGAAUGAUGCUAUCUACAUUCAAAAGCAUUGCUUUUCCCAUUCAACAGAGAGUUGUGUCUCUCAAUUUCAGAACCAUGGCUUUUAGAUUUCUUGGGUUGCCAAGUCAGACGUGUUAUUUGUGGCGGAAGAAAGACAAAGAAGUUAAAAGAGAAUGGAUCUGCAGAUCCCUCUGGUGGACAUACAAUUAGCAGGUUGUUCCCUCACACUUUUUGGUCAGCCAUUGGCUCAUUUUCUGAGAGCAAAAUGCAAAUGUCCCAAUUGCUCAAAUAAUCACAGAACACCCAGCAAUUAGGGUUGGACUUGUUUUCUGUGGUAGACAAUCUCCAGGAGUACAUAAUGUCAUAUGGGGGUUGUAUGAUGCCCUCAAAGUUCACAAUUCUAAAAGCACUUUGCUUGGAUUUUUGGGUGGUUCUGAAGGUCUAUUUGCACAGAAGACACUUGAAAUCACUGAUGACAUUCUGGCUACAUAUAAAAAUCAAUGUGGUUAUGACAUGCUGGGCAGAACUCAAGAUCAAAUUGGAACAACUGAGCAAGUAAAUGCUGCUUUGUCUGCUUGUACACCCUUAAAAUUGGAUGGUCUUGUCAUCACUGGAAGUGUCAAACACAAGAUGCUAUAAACUUCUUAAAAAGCUUGCUGUUUAUGCAUGGUCAACAAGGAUCUUAUUCAGUUGCAAGUUGAAGUUGUUCCCAC
Cuscuta campestris is the source of this 2085-nucleotide messenger RNA. The record is from the annotation of a GenBank genome assembly. NCBI's taxonomy places the organism in Eukaryota, Viridiplantae, Streptophyta, Magnoliopsida, Solanales, Convolvulaceae.